UCCGCCUUGCUAAAAGUAAACCUAAUUUCCAAAUUAAGUUUCAGAAACAAAUUCCUUAAUCAAAAAGAAAAGUUUCAGGAACAGAGGUCAUUCUCUCUCGCAGCCAUUGACAUAUGGUGUCUAGUUUCCGUGAACUGGACUAGCAAGUGAAGCUGGGAGAAAGGAGGGAUGGGAACGAGAACCAAUUUUUAUAAGAAUUCCUCGCUUUGUUACAGAAAAGAUGUCAGUCUCUCAUCUGUGCUUCAAAACCUGAGAGCGUACAACAUUGCCACUGGAAAUGCUCCUCCAGCCGAGCAACAACCACCUCCUGCUGCCGAGCAUCAGCCCAGCCCAAAACGACGCCGCGUGUCCAAACCACCGGCAAACGGCAGCCAUGUAAUGGAAGAGGAUGAUGGGCCUAUGUCCCAUCAAGAUUAUAUCAACAAAAGAAGAAAAGAAUUGAGUUCGUCUCAGGCGUAUGAGGAAUUACCUGUUGAUGUUUUGGAAGCCCCCACUGCGGGUAUAAAGUUAGUAGGUUAUGAAAGUGAUCGAAGCGCUUCUUCAGAAAGUAAAGAAGAGGAGGAUUCUCUAGAUUAUGCAGAGCAAGUUAAGAGUAGGGAUGAGCAACGUUUCCCUGUUCCAGGAGAACCUGUUUGUGUAAUUUGUGGUAAAUAUGGAGAAUAUAUUUGCAAUGAGACUGAUGAUGAUAUCUGCAGCCUGGACUGCAAAGCUGAGCUUUUGAAAAGUCUUGAACCCACCAAGCCCCCCUUGGGAAAGCUUCAUUCAGAUACCGCUUCCUCUGGACUCAAGCGCGCCUUACCAAUGUCUGAACUUGAUGAGGACACUUGUAAUUAUAACAGCCAUUAUUUGUCCUUGGAAGGAUCUAGUCUUUGUAGUUAUAAAUGUUGGAAAUGUAAUAGGCCUGGCCACCUUGCUGAAGACUGUCUUGUAAUGACAUCUAAUCAGGUGAUUGUGGAGCAGAAUCAGGGCAGUUCUAUAUCCAGUGAUCUUCGUGGACUGUACAGAAGGUGCCAUCAGAUGGGAAAAAACCUAUCAGGUGCAACUUGCAAUACAUGCCGCAGCUCAAUAAGUUUGGCCACAUGCCUUGAUUGUAAUGUUGUACUUUGUGACGAUGCAGGUCAUUUGAAUGAGCAUAUUAGGGUGCAACCAUUACAUCAGCAAUAUUACUCACACAAACUCAAACGGCUGGUGAAAUGCUGUAAAUCAACUUGCAAGGUCACAGACAUGAAGGAUCUUUUGGUUUGCCAACACUGUUUCAAUAAAGCUUUUGACAAGUUUUAUGAUAUGUAUACUGCAACAUGGAAAGGAGCUGGAAGUAAAAUCAUCUGGGGAUCAAUUUGCUGUGAAGACCAUUUUACUUGGCACAGGAUGAAUUGUUUGAAUGGGGAUGCAGAAGACAGUGCGUAUAUUAUUCCUAGAAAUAACAAGAGAGACAAGAACCUUCAGCUCAGCGACUUUAUUUUUUGACGGUUCCUAAAUUGGAUCUCGUAGGUCAAUACUACCUUAUUGACAUUCAUUUUAAGUUCUGAUACUACCUUAGCACAAUUGUCGAUAAGAUGUCUUUGCCCCCAACAUUUAAAGUUGUGUGUAGGUAGAUUGUGCUAUUUCCAGACUCAGUAUCUUGCACUAGUCGAUUUUAAAAUUAUUUAUUAAGGUGAGAGAGUCCAAAUUCAUAUAAA
Messenger RNA from Carica papaya (papaya), 1679 nucleotides. RefSeq lists its product as uncharacterized. Gene Ontology annotation, molecular function: zinc ion binding; nucleic acid binding. NCBI's taxonomy places the organism in Eukaryota, Viridiplantae, Streptophyta, Magnoliopsida, Brassicales, Caricaceae. The record is from RefSeq and is a predicted model, not a curated record.